This is a messenger RNA of Petromyzon marinus (sea lamprey), 5899 nucleotides long. NCBI's taxonomy places the organism in Eukaryota, Metazoa, Chordata, Hyperoartia, Petromyzontiformes, Petromyzontidae. The record is from RefSeq and is a predicted model, not a curated record.
CCCCCCCCCCCCGCCGCCUUGGCGUGUACGCGUACAGAUGACAGGCAGUGGACCCGAGCGCGUUGCCGUGCUGGUCGGGUUCGCCCGAACUGCUGCCAGCACGCGUCCCAGCUCAUUCACAACCUGCUCGACAGCAUACAGCAGGAGGGGGCCGUUCCCGGUGGCGGCGGCGGUGGCGGCGGCGGUGGCGGCGGACGCGGUCGUGGCCGGGGCGGUGGUGGACGAGGGGGCGGCUUCCUGUGGUGGGGACUGGGGCAGGCCACUCCCCUGGUGGCGGCGGAAGCAUGCAGGAGCACUUCACCUAUCAGUACCCACCUCCAAGUGCGGACUCGUCAUCGGCAGGGGAGGGGAGACGAUCAGAAACAUCAGCCAGCAGACGGGCGCGCAGAUCGAGAUUCAGCGCAACGCCCCACCUGGCGCUGACCCUAACUUCAAGCUGUUCUUCAUCCGUGGGGGGGCAGCAGCAGAUAGAGCACGCCCGCCAGCAGAUCGACAACAUUGUCAACUCGGGUGGCCCACCUGGCCCACCUUGUGGCUUUCCUGGUCAAGGUCAGGGCCCUGGUCCCUUCCAUCCUGGUCCCCCAGGCCCUCCCAGGGGCCCGCCGUCGCAGCCCUUUGAGCAGCCUGGCUGGGGAAACUUCCAGCAGCCGUGGCAGCAGCCUCAGCAGCCACCCAUGCCGCCAGCAAUGAACCCUGGCAACGCACCGGCAGAUCCGAAUGCGGCCAACUGGGCUGCCUACUACGGGCAUCAGGGCGCCAUGCCAGGCGGUAUGCCUGGUGGGAUGCCACCAGGAAUGCCAGGCGGGAUGCCGGCCGGGAUGCCGGGAGCCAUGCCCGGCGGCAUGCCCGGUGGUAUGCCCGGCGGCAUGCCCGGCGGCAUGCCCGGUGGGAUGCCCGGUGGGAUGCCCGGCGGGAUGCCCGGCGGGAUGCCGGCUGGAAUGCCUGGCGGAAUGCCGGCUGGAAUGCCGGGCGCCAUGCCGGGUGGCAUGCAGGGCGGCAUGCCUGGGAACAUGCAGGCUGCCAUGCAGACCGCCAUGCAGCCCGGCGUACAGCCUGGCAUGCAGGCCCAGCAGAUGGGAAUGAUGGGAGCUCAGCAGCCACAGCAGCAGCAACAGCAGCAACAGCAGCAGCAACAGCAGCAACAACAACAGCAGCAGCAGCAACAGCAGCAACAGCAGCAGCAGCAGGUGGCUGCGCAGCAAGCAGCCGCAGAUCCCAACCAGGCGACGGUUGGGCAGAAUGGGCAAGUGGACUAUACGAAGGCAUGGGAGGAGUACUACAAGUCCAUCGGCCAGCAGCCUGGGCAGCCUGCCGGCGCUCAGCCAGACUACACCAAAGCCUGGAGGCUUACUACAAGAGCCAAGCCAGUGCCCAGGCGGCCGUGACCGGAGGCAGCGACGCGGCCGCCCAGCAGGCCGCCGCGGUGGCAGGUGCGGUGGGGCAGGCCGGCCAGGCUGACGCUCAGAUCAACCGACAGCCAGUGGGCCGAGUACUACCGGCAGCAGAUGUCCUACUACAACCAGACCGCCGUCCCCUCUCCACCGGGCGCUCCGGGAUGCAGCAGGCAGCAGCAGCAGCAACAGCAGCAGCAGCAGCAGCAGCAGCCGCCGCAGCCUCCGCAACAGCAGCAGCCGCAGCCACCCGGGGCGCAGCCUCAGCAGGGACAGAUGCAGCAGCAGGGGCAGCGCCAGGGGAUGGGAAGACCUCCGCCUCCCCCGGGGCACUCUCACUCUACCCCGUGAGCAAGCCAGGCCCUGGUAAUUUGGUGGCCCCCCCCACACUGUGCUGGGACGUGCGGAAGUGUAAAACGUUUGUGGGUGCUCACUUGAUGUCAUCUUGAUGAAGAUAAAAAAAAAAAACGUUACUGCAAUGUGUAGCGUGAAUGCUGCACGCAAAAAGAAAGGAAAGAAACGCAAUGAAUGCAGUCAAACUUCUUUAAACCCGUCGACUAUUAACUCGACGUCACGUUUGAGAACUUCCAUAACUUGAGUUAUAUUUCCCGUCGCUCUUAUGCUUGUUGUAGUCCAAAUUUUAAGGUAGUUAAUUGUGUAGCGUGAACCUCAAAUCUCGGACGUGUUCCAUGGAAACAAAUGUGGUCGGAUUAAAGAAAGCGUGACUGUAAUUACUCUGGGGUGGGGGGGGGGGGGUUAGGGUCAACUAUUAUGUACAAACAAGUAACUUCUGGGUACUCAACUUUUCUGUAGGCAGUAGUAGUGAAGGUGAAAUCUUUGCCGAAAAAAGGUAAUGUUCCGAAAUGGUGUUUCAAGUGCUGGCAGAGGGUUGGGGUGGUGGCGAGGGAGGCAGUUGUGUCAAGUUUUCCGCGCGUGCUCCGAGACCUGUGUGAUUGAGUUUUCCAGCUGUGAAUGACGUAUUUGGUUGGUGGGCUAGAACGUCAACUUUUUAAUUUAUCCGUAAGGAGUUUUAGAAAUUAUAGAUGGGGUCCGCUCGCUUGGUCGGGGGUUUUUUUUUGUUUGUUUGUAGUGUGAGGUUUUUAUUUGUAAUUCGAUUAAAAAUGUUGUCCACCUAGUCCCCUCUUGUCCCCCCCCCCCACACACGUGUGGUGCACGUAGGAAGCAGCGUAACCUCCGAGCCAACGAUUAAAAAGUCAACGUCUUGCGCGUCGGCGCCCGCCUUGGCCCGCGCCCGUUUACCCGUAACGUGUGUUCACCUUCCCCGUAGCGCUAACUUCUGCUGCAGAGACGGCUCCGCUGAAAUUGGGUGGGGGAUGGGGGAGAAAUCUCUCCCAGAAGUGGUAGCUUAGUUGCAUGGUUAUGCCCAGAAGCCCUCGUGUGCUACUCCUCUGCGGCAGCAGCAGAAGUAAAAAAAACAAGCAUUGCUACGUAGCUUUGUUUGAAUUCAUAUUUCGCUUCCUAUUUUGUAUUUUUUUAUUUGCAAUUUAAACGGCCAACCUUGUAAGCUGUCUUUCGCCAGAGUUUCUUACACCGCUGUGCUGUGCAGUUGAGAGGGAAGGAGGAAUUCAGUACCAAAUUGUCGGUGGGGGAAAGCGGUUAGUUGGUUGUUGUUGUUGUUUUAGGACACCGGCCUUUGUUCAAGCCUUGUUGUUGACAACCUUUGCGGCGAGGGCAGCAAGUGCAGAAAUGUAAAAGUUUGGUUGGCAAAAAUUUCACCUUUACCCUGUGAAAAAUGUUAAACUUAGAUUUUUUUUAUUUUAUUUCUAACCCGUAGCCUAAAAGCCUGCGUAAAUAGAUAAAAAAACGUACGUGAAGUAACGUUCGGUUAAAACAACUGGUUUUGAUGAUAAUGGUGAUGUAGAAGGCUUUUUUUUCAACUUGUGUACGCUUCAAUGUGUUUAACAAAACUGUUUUUGAAGAUGCUCAUAAUUAAAAGAAAUGGCAGAGGUGUUGCAUAUGUUUCACUGAUGCUGUGAUGUCACACAAAUUGCUCGUUGCUACUCAUUUUGUGCUGCCCUGAUAUGUACUGGUCAAGGUUUGUUUGCGAUUAAAGGUUGUCAUGUUCUGUUUUAUUUUAUUUUUCCUCCUGACAUUUUCUGCAAAAAGCAAGUGGGCGGGGGAGGGUAAGUGUGCGGUGGGGAUGUGAAGGCUGCGUUCUCUUCCCCCCUCCCACGUGCCCUCUGUCCCCUGUCGAACAGAACAACCAUCAAUGCGGCGCCUCGCGUUUGUUAGAGAAGACAAAAACGUGUACACAGACGCCUCGCGGAGCCCCCUCCUCCUCCCCCCCUCCCAGUGCCCGUUGCGUAAGCUCCUGUCCGUGGUGUGUGUGCGCUUCGUUGUGAACUGCUGUGCCCCCUUGUCACUUUGCCUGGUGGGGGGGGGAGGGGAGGGGAUGGGGGGGAGCGGUUGGUUCACAAAGAUCCUUUGUUACACUGCGUAACGUUCAAGCAGGUAAGAACCACAGCGGGGGGGCAGGUGCGUACGUACGCAUGCGAGUACUACCCUAUUCUCCGGAUUAUGACGCUUUCCCCCCCCCCCCUGUAUUUACAAAGCAAAAGUGGCGGAGCUGCUGGGGGGGGUGGGUGGGUGUGGAUCUUAUUCUGUAGGUGUGCGUGUGUGACCACACCUGUGUGGCUUGAUUUUGUCACCUUUGCCUUUUUUUUUAAAGCAAAAGUUGGGGCAUGCUUGUCAUCCGAUAGGUGUCCCGCUUGCACGCGAGACCAGAUUCGUAUUACCUCGUUGAUGCCGGGCGCAGGUUUGGGUGGUGGGAGGGCAGUGGUGCGUUUUACUUUCCAGAGCAUCUUAUAAUCCGGAGAUUACGGUAAUUGAGGGGUGGGGAAGGAGAACGGGAGACAUAGGGCGAACGCGUUGGCUCGUUGCUUUGCGAUAAGUUCCCGCUAGCGCAGUGUUGUGCUGUCUUGCCCGUGUCAGAUGCAGCCCCCCCCCCUCCCAGCUAGUGAUCGGACACUCGCCACCCUUCUUGGCGUAACGCGUCGUUGAGCAGUGGCGAACCGGUACGAUGGUAGGCCUUGGGUGCAUCCUAUAUUGGCAUUGUGCUGUGCCUGCCGGACUGCUGCUGCUGUUGUCGGUUGUGCGCGCGCGUGUUGUGCUCGCCUGCUAUGUUGGCUGUUAUCUAGUGCGUGUCUUCUAGAGCGCAGCGCACCAGGACCCAUCCCCGCGCAUCCCCCUACUACUACAGACUAUUUAGAGGCACCCGGAAUAAGCUGCCCGCAUCCCCCGCGCUGGCCGACGCAGGCAAAGUAUUUGAUUCCCCACCUCUGCCCUGUGCUCUGCCCGAAUCUUGCGAUGAGUUGUCUUGCCUGUCGCGUUCCUUGCUCAAAAAAAAGAAAGAUGUCAUGGGUUAAUUAUGGGACGAACAUGUAGGCCGGUGUGUCUUGUGUGCUUCUGUAUUUGCACGUGUGGGUAUAUGGAAAGCGAAGUUGCGUAGUGGUUAGCGCACUGCUACGAACCUAUGUAUACGUUGGCAUGUAUGUUUGUUUGAAAGUACUGUAUUUGAAUCCCCUUGUGCCCUGCCCAAAUCUUGCGAUGAGUUGUCUUGCCUGUGUGUUGCCAAUGGUGUCCGUCGGGGGUUAAUUUUGGGAUAAAUGCAGUUGAUGGGGCUGUGUGUGUGUGUGCCUAUACAUGUGUGCGUUUUCGGAAGUGGUGGUCUGAUGGUUGCCGCAGUGCGCUAAGGUGGUGUGCGUGCGUGUAUAUUCAUGUCUGCGUGUGUGCGUGUCGCGAGCGGUGGUGCAGUGGGGUCAGUACACUCCGCCAAAAAACUGGAGGCCGGAGUUUGAUUCCCAGCUACAGCUAACAUCAGUGGUGAGUUGUAUCGAACAGCUUCCGGGCCUUGCCUAGGUCGACAGUGUGAGCCGUAUUAGGAAGACAACGUUGCCAUACCAUGCCCUCGUUCAUCCACCUUGUUGGCCUCGAUAGGUGUUUGCUAACAUCACUUGCCCCAGCGGUCUUGUGAAGGACUAUGCGUGUGUCUCUGCUUGUCUAUGUGCACGCAUCUCUCCACAUCAAGUUGAAUACGUACAUCUAAAAGUCAUGCCGUACGAUUGUCGCGCUCGUGUUUUUGUUUAGUCGACACGAUGAACUUGCGAAUGGCGAGAGCGGUAGCGAUAUUGACGGGUCAGUAGACCUGUCGAGUUUUGUUUGGUGUACAUUGUAUCUGCCAUGUACAUGCAUUUACAUGUUGCUCUGCCGCAAUGUUUGACAACAGCCGGUCCUUUGACUUGUUUUGUGUUUCUGUUAUGAGAUAUUCUGGAGCCCCGUGAGAAGCUGACCUCCAGCCCCACGAUGGGAAUACAGCUCGCGUGCAUUCGUGCAAAGAAGCGUGUUUAAUUAGCUAUGCCCUUUAAUUCGCCUCUUGUUAGUUUUCUGACCAGUCUGAUAGAAACGUGGUCAGACUUGCUUCGCCCACUGGGUCUGCAAGUUAACCCAGAUAUUACUCUGUUUUUUUCGGUAAAGUCACGUAGAAAUAA